UCAACUUUGUGUCCAAGGUCUUCAACCUCUACUUCUUCCAGAAAUUACAAGAGCAAGGCAUGGGGUUGACCGGAUUGUACUGGCCGAACUGACCCAACUCUACAUGACUGUGAAGCUUGAAUGCCCUUUCUAUGAGGGCCCAAGGCUCCUUCCUAUGUACCGUGUCAAGUUUGUCCUCACUCCUGGUCGGUCUCUGGAGAUGCCGGUUGACGGACACCUCUACAACUAUGUGAAAACUGGACUAGUGGAUCUACUAGGGGCCCGUGCUUACUUCACUUCCAGAGUUCUCACUCCAUACUGCUACACACUCGAUUUGGAAAUAAAGCUGGAUGAGGAUGGAUAUGUAUUGCCUGCCAGUGACAUCGACGAUAUCUUCAAGAGGAUAGCCACAAUAGGUUUACUGUGAACACAAGACAGCUGCUGGGAAAAGAGGCCAUGAGGCUUCUGGGAUAUGAAGUUGUUCAGGUCGGAAAUGCAUGCCGCAACCCUCAAUACCCCAUGAUUUGAUCUUUUUGAGUGUUCUGUCUGCUGUAAAUUCUGAUUUCAGCCCCUUUGCUCGUGUUCUGCCUGUCUCUAGGCAUCUACUCUUUCAAAAAAAGAGCAUUUAUUUGGAUCUACUCUUUGCUCUCAGUGCUCCAUCUGUAACUAAUAGAAGUCUGUGUUUGUAGAUUUCUUACUAUGAAUUUGAGAAGCUUCGGAACUAGACCGAGGUUGUUGAACAUCUUCCCCCUCAGCUAUAGUCUCAAAUAAGGCCUUUGUUGCUGUCAUACAACUAUAACACUGUACACUAUACAGUUUGGGCACUGUUUUUGUCAUCUCAAAGUGCCACAUUGUCCAACAUUUCUACCUGAAGAGAAAGCAUAAAGAAAUAAUGUAUUUAUAUCUUUUGAGUAAUUGUAAUUCUACACACUACUAGUGUUCUAUUGUAGGGUGAUAUUACUUAUUUAGUCUUCUCUACUUUAAUCCACCAUGAUGGACCACCACAAUUUGAAAUAUAUAAUACAUGUAUAUUUAUUGGUAGUUGGCAAUACAGCGCUGCAGUAGAAAGUUAGAACAUCUAAAUACCAAGAAUCACCUUGGAGGGGGAAAAAAGUACAUACAAAGAACAAUAAUUUUGAACAUAGCCAAGCAUCACUAUCGAUUUUUUAUUUAUAUUUUUGACAUUAUCAGUUAUUCAAUCAAGGUAACCUAAUUAAGGCAAGUUGUUUUUCUCUGUCCACCACCAUGUAAUGCAUGUCAGUCGGAUAUACACUGAGUAUACAAAGCAGCCUCUUUCCAUGACAGACUGACCAGGUGAAUCCAGGUGAAAGCUAUGAUCCCUUAUUGAUCUGUGUAGAUGAAGGGGAGGAGACAGGUUGAAUAAU
Molecule: messenger RNA, 1364 nt
Organism: Oncorhynchus gorbuscha (pink salmon)
Lineage: Eukaryota; Metazoa; Chordata; Actinopteri; Salmoniformes; Salmonidae
Product: FAST kinase domain-containing protein 3, mitochondrial-like
Exons: 5
Coding region: 104-406 (100 amino acids)
Source: RefSeq, a predicted model, not a curated record